GUUUGGAAAUGAGGCCUCGAGGUUGGGUGUCCUGAGCCGGUGCGAGCCUGGUUUCCAGUCCUCUGGGUUCACAAAGGAUUCGCGCGUUAUGCCAUUUUGUUCCCUGCAAUGUGCGUGGCAGCCCCUCGCGGAGAUUUCGUGAGCGCCCCGCCCCUAAAGGAGGCCCGCGGCCGGGCGUGGUGGAGGCCAGGAAGCCGAGGAAGACGGGUGCGCUGGGCGAACCUGGGCGGCCCCUUCGCGCUCGGCGGGAGCGGCGCGCUUUUCCUGGGCUCGUGUGCGUGGUCCUUGUCCGGAGGCUGCUCACUGUCACUCGGGGAGAGAAAAACCAUCGAGUCCAGCAUUGCUCUGAGCAAUCGGGAGAAUGUCUCUUUUCCCCAAAGUAGCCUUGAGACUUGAGGUUGAAAACUAUCUUAAAGAGGGCUUUCUGAAUAAGGAGGUUGUAUUGGCUUUCAAUAAACAAGAAGCAGAAAGGAAGUUUGAAACUCUGUUAAAUCACCUGUCACACCCUCCAUCAUUCACAACUGUCAGAGUAAAUACACAUCUAGCCUCAGUGCAACAUGUGAAAAAUCUGUUAUUUGAUGAACUUCACAAGCAGUUUAAUGGAUUAACUGUUCCUAUUCUUCAACAUCCAGACCUUCAGGAUGUCUUACUUAUUCCUGUUAUUGGACCUAGGAAGAACAUAGCAAAACAACAAUGUGAAGCCAUUGUUGGAGCCCAGUGUGGUAAUGCCGUAUUAAGAGGAGCCCAUGUCUAUGUUCCAGGAAUUGUGUCAGCUUCAAAAUUUAUGAAAGCUGGAGAUGUUGUUUCUGUAUACUCUGAUAUUAAAGGCAAAUGUAAGAAAGGAGCCAAGGAAUUUGAUGGAGUAAAAGUAUUUCUUGGAAAUGGGAUUUCUGAAUUAAGCCGCAGAGGAAUCUUCAGUGGGCUACCUGAACGGAAAGGUAUAGGCAUAAGAAUGACAGAACCAGUGUAUCUCAGCCCUUCAUUUGACAAUGUACUGCCCAGCUACUUAUUUUUACAGAAUUUGCCAUCUGCUGUUGUAACUCACGUUCUGGAUCCUCAACCUGGAGAGAAGAUUCUAGAUUUGUGUGCAGCACCUGGAGGCAAAACAACACACAUUGCAGCACUAAUGCAUGAUCAGGGAGAAGUAAUAGCCCUGGAUAAACUACCCAACAAAGUUAAAAAAAUAAAAGAGAAUGCUUUAUUAUUAGGGCUGCAUUCCAUUAGGGCUUUUUGCUUUGAUGGAACAAAGGCGCUUAAACUUGAUAUGGUUAAGGACACAGAAGGAGAUCCCCCAUUCUUACCAGAAUCUUUUGAUCGAAUUCUUCUUGAUGCACCCUGCAGUGGACUGGGGCAGAGACCAAACAUGGCUUGUUCUUGGACUUUGAAGGAAGUGACAUCAUAUCAACCCUUACAGCGAAAACUCUUUACUGUGGCAGUGAAGCUGCUGAGGCCAGGGGGAGUGCUUGUUUACAGCACCUGCACCAUCACGCUGGCAGAGAAUGAGGAACAAGUGGCCUGGGCCCUCACAGCAUUUCCUUGCCUUCAGCUUCAGCCCCAGGAACCACACAUUGGAGGACAAGGAAUGCUGGGAGCUGGCCUGUCAUUUGAACAAUUGAAACAGCUGCAGCGAUUUGAUCCAUCUGUUGUGCCAUUACAGGACAUGGACAUUGAUUCUCUCAAAGAGGCCAGAGUAGAAGACAUGAUUUGGCUUGCAAAUAAGGAUUGUAUAGGUUUUUUCAUUGCAAAAUUUGUAAAAUGCAAAAGUAUGGAGGAGAAGGAUCCUUAGAAAUGAAAGUUCCGAACAUUU
Messenger RNA from Eptesicus fuscus (big brown bat), 1807 nucleotides. RefSeq names its product NOP2/Sun RNA methyltransferase 6 (gene NSUN6). The coding region runs from base 362 to 1786 and encodes 474 amino acids. Gene Ontology annotation, biological process: RNA methylation. Gene Ontology annotation, molecular function: RNA binding; methyltransferase activity. The transcript is spliced from 11 exons. The record is from RefSeq and is a predicted model, not a curated record. Lineage: Eukaryota; Metazoa; Chordata; Mammalia; Chiroptera; Vespertilionidae.